Polyodon spathula (Mississippi paddlefish) is the source of this 2505-nucleotide messenger RNA. Its product is annotated as heat shock factor protein 2-like. The transcript is spliced from 6 exons. NCBI's taxonomy places the organism in Eukaryota, Metazoa, Chordata, Actinopteri, Acipenseriformes, Polyodontidae. The record is from RefSeq and is a predicted model, not a curated record. Gene Ontology annotation, molecular function: DNA-binding transcription factor activity; sequence-specific DNA binding. Gene Ontology annotation, biological process: regulation of DNA-templated transcription. Bases 1547 to 2080 code for a protein of 177 amino acids.
AUUAUUAUAAAUUUCCUUGCAUUAUGCAAUGUGCAAUAUUAUAAUAAUGUAGCGUGUAUUUGAUGUACUAUAAUGAUACAGAGUGUUUUUUACCUUUCAUUUUGUACAAUGUUGUAAAUGCGCCAGUGUACCGUAUUUGCAAGUAGAAUCCAGCGUAGUGAUUCAAUAUAUAACACGUAUCAAAAUCGGCGAAAAACACGCGUUUUCUUUUGUGAGGAAGGAAAAAAAAAAAAAAAAAAAAAAAAAAAUCAAGCUUUGAAAAAUAAAACAGAAUUAUUAAAACAGGGAGAAUCUGUUUGUAACAGACAGCCGCGUUUGUGCUAGCAUUGUGGCAUUGCGCAUCGGGCUUACUGUUAGUACAGUCUGCAUUUUAUAUCAAUUGAAAUGCGCCACCAAAUACUGCCUUAAAAACAAGUGUGUCCGGGACUAGAUCACCGAGUCUUUCUCCAGAGUCCCGCCCCAAGAACCAGCAUUUUGGAUUGUAUGUCUAAGUAUAGACGCACUUGUAAACAAAGCGCUUGUUUAUCAUCACGAGGCUCGCCAUAUAUAUAUAUAUUCUUGAAAGCAUUCAUGCACAGCAAAACUUUUUCAAAAAGAAGGCACUUUAUAUAUGAGUGUCAGUGCAGAGUUAAAACAACAGUGCACAGCAAUGAUAUACAGGCCCUGUAUGUUUUGCUUGAUGACGACUGCGACGCACACUUAAAAAUCUCGUAUUCUUUCAGACUUGACCGCUAAUGAUUAUAUGCGUCUGAUUACUCUUGCAUUUUGCACACAGCGAGCCUUCCUCGGUGUUGCAGCGAUUGUCAGUUAAAAACAGUUUUAUUAAAGGACACCAAUCAAUCCAAUAAUUAAUCAUUGAUUGAAAAUAGCCAUAGACAUUUAAACUUUAAAAUACAGCCAUAUCUCCUGCUAUACGUUAUAGAUCAUAUUACAUAGUUAACUUAAACAGAUUUAUUCAAUACUAAAGAUUAAAGGACAUUAGAACGCAAUAGGUACGUAGGAGUUUGAAACUUUUACUGUUUCAACACCAAGAAACUUUGGCAUCUGGUGUCCCUCAUAUUGACCUCAUAGACCUCCUGUGUAAUAGCGUUGGGUUUGAUAAUCCCUCCUCUCUUUGUGGAAUGAAACUCUGUAAUUGUGCAAUGAGGUGCACGAUUCUCAACUCCAGAAGUGUGCAAUCUCUGAAAAGGGAAGUUCAUCCCGUGUUCCAGUCCAGAUGGAGGGAGGAGGAAGAUCUGACCUGCCUGCCAGGGAGGAGAGUACAAUAAAAUGAAGACUGCAAAAUUAUUGAGUGCACACAAUAAGAAUCUCUUUUAAAGACUUUUGGAGAAAAGUACUGCCUUCCUCUUUGGUCAGGUAGCAACACCCUCCCCUUCCACACUCUUCCCUGGCAGGGGGCCAGGCCCCCCAUUCAUCCUUUUCCUCCUCCCUUCCUAGGGCAGGUCCUCUCCUCCUCCAUCUGUGGAAACACAACCAGCAUCAUUACUUCUCAGGAACUCUCUUCCAGGAGCUGGAUUUGAACAGGCAUUUUCAGGGAGGAUAAGCCAUGGGAUUAGCCCACUGCAGCACCAGCUCCCACAGGAAAGCCUUAUUCCACACUGAUUAUGAGAACGGCUCCUGUUUCCUGGUGUCGAACGAGCUGCGCUUCUCCAAAGAGGUCCUCCCGCUGUACUUCAAGCACAACAACAUGGCCAGCUUCGUCCGGCAGCUCAACAUGUACGGGUUCCACAAAGUGGUUCAUGUUGACAUGGGGCUGCCCCGGGAGCAGGAGGAGGUCAUCGAGUUCCAGCACCCCCACUUCCGCUGCGGAGAGACUCAGCUGCUGAAGAGCAUCAGGAGGAAGGUAUCCAUCAGCAGGGUGGAGGAGGUCAAACUGAAGCAGCAGGAGAUGUCCAAAAUCCUGCUGGAAGUCAUGCAGGUCAAAGGUCGACAGCAAGUGGCCGAUUCCAAACUUCUGGCCAUCAAACAAGAGAAUGAAACCCUGUGGAAUGAAGUUUCCUCUCUGAGACAGAAGCACCACCAGCAACACAAAAUCACUCGCAAGGUGAGCAGCUCGGGAUCAGGGCAGCGUGAGAGCUGAGUUCUGAGAGGAGAGGUUAGAACUGCAGCCUGCAGCCUGCCCCCUGCCCUGCUCAAUAACAUCUCUGCAGCCUGCCCCCUGCCCAGCUCAAUAACAUCUCUGCAGCCUGCACCCUGCCCUGCUCAAUAACAUCUCUGCAGCCUGCCCCCUGCCCUGCUCAAUAACGUCUCUGCAGCCUGCCCCCUGCCCUGCUCAAUAACAUCUCUGCAGUCUGCACCCUGCCCUGCUCAAUAACAUCUCUGCAGCCUGCCCCCUGCUCAGCUCAAUAACAUCUCUGCAGCCUGCACCCUGCCCUGCUCAAUAACAUCUCUGCAGCCUGCCCCCUGCCCUGCUCAAUAACGUCUCUGCACCCUGCCCUGCUCAAUAACAUCUCUGCAGCCUGCCCCCUGCCCUGCUCAAUAACGUCUCUGCAGCCUGCCCCCUGC